Boeremia exigua is the source of this 1267-nucleotide messenger RNA. RefSeq lists its product as uncharacterized. The transcript has 5 exons. Lineage: Eukaryota; Fungi; Ascomycota; Dothideomycetes; Pleosporales; Didymellaceae. The record is from RefSeq and is a predicted model, not a curated record. The coding region runs from base 37 to 1179 and encodes 380 amino acids.
CACGAUCUGGUAUCAUACUGAAUUUUCAAUUUGAUCAUGGCUACCACUGCUGCAGGCUCGCCCUCAGGUGAGCAAAUAGCUGCUAGCGCUUAUGCUCUGGAGCCACUCACACCGCAGGGGGUUUCGCGUGCCAUCGUCGUACUUUCUAUCUUUCUUGCUGUCAUCUCUACAACCGUUGUCGGUCUCCGCGUUUGGGUUCGAACUGGUAUGUCAGGAGCUUUAAGCAAGGUGUGGUAUAUUGAGGACUAUCUUCUCGGACUGGGCUACAUUCUCUCUAUACCCUCCACAGUCUUCGGUAUUCUUGCAGCUUACCAUGGCGUUGGCAUGCGUGAUAUUCAAUUGCCUUCUCCGCUCUAUGCGGUCCGCGCAAGUGAAUACAUCAUAUACUGGGAGGUUUUCUACUUCAUCGCCUCAACGAUGGUCAAAUGCGCUAUUGGCUUCACUUGCACCCGAAUAGAUCGACGGAGACGAGUUACCCAUCCGAUCUUCCUCAACCUCUUCGUUAUGGUAGUUAUUGCAAUACUGGCCUUAAUAUUCGUAUUCUUCAAUUGCAGGCCCCUCGCAGCUACGUGGAAUCCCGGGUUAGGAUCGUGCCAAAAGACUAUCAGCUUGGAAUUAGUAAGCUACGUAGUUUCCGCAGUGCAGGCUGUGACCGAUUGGGUUUGCGCCCUAAUCCCGUGCUACGUCGUCUCGAAGCUACAAAUGCCCCGUGCAAGGAAGAUAUCCGUCAUCUGCAUCCUUGCACUUGGUAUCCUUGCUAGUAUUACUACUAUUGUCCGGCUACCCUAUCUGAAGUAUUACAAUACAGCUAAAUAUCCGAAUGAUCUUGUGUUCAACAUCGGUGUGAUAAUGAUAUGCUCUAACCUAGAGUGCAGCCUUGGCAUCGUCGCAUGCUCGCUGCCUCCGCUACGUAAGCUGUUCAGUAUCUACUACAAAGGUUGGAGCAGUUAUAGGAAGGACGCUUAUAAGGGCGGCAAUAUCCAUAGUUCAAGCACAAAGCCAACUCCACUGACCCCGCUGAGUCCACGUACGAAGUAUAUAUCUCAAGACCACAUGCAGUCUGGGAGCGGCAGAUGGAACCGAUUGACGGAUGAAGACUCGAGCCAGAGAGGCAUCAUGCGUCACAACGAUAUUUCUAUAACUGUCAAAGGCGACGAGCUCGUCUCACCGAUCCAGUGAUCUUGACUUAAAAGCUGCCUCGUCAAGAAUGGAAUGAUGGCAAGUCUCGAUAACUUUUCAUAAGAGACCGUAUGUAACUGGGUCGUCA